AUGGCCCUAGUAGCAGCCCUCAACGACUGGAACCUCCCAUCGACAUCUGCCCAAGGUGAAAGGCAGUAUGAACAGCUAGCUCAUGCGUUGAGAGUCGCUGGGGAUUACCUCUAUCCGAGGGAUGUGACAUCUUCAAGAUCAGCAGUAAAGCCAAUCGAAACUCCAGAUGUGACGACAGCUUUCCAAAUUGCGUUGAGGGAUGGUAGAGGUUCAUCGUUAUAUUCUGAAUUUCUGGACGCUGUCGAAACACGGUUUUAUCUUAUCAUACGUGAUGUUCAAAGGUACAUCGAUCAUCUGACCUUAGUUGAGGAAGAGGACGAACAAGUUGGACCAGUGAUGAUUGAGAUGCUGGAGAGGUUGGCAGUCUGGCAGAGAGCUUGGGGCGUACCAUUGAGGGCUUUCCACGACCCAAAACUUAUAGGCACAUUCACCCAGGUAUUCCAUUCCCUCCUCCAUUCCACCCUAUCUCCAUUAUUUCCAAAAUACCUCUUAUCAUUCUUAUCCGAGUCACUCGCAUCCCUUCCCUCCCAUUUACUUGAUCCCCCAUCUAUGCCUCAGUUAUUCCAAAGCGUUCCAGUAAACUACCACAAAGUCCCACCACCAUCGCCCCAUCUAUCCAGAUUGGGUAUAUUCCCUAGGUAUUCCGGUACACUGAGCAAAGUGGCUUAUAAGGAAAUUGAGAAGAUCGCAAGGGAAGAGGCAGAAAAGGGUUGGGAUACCAGACGAUUAACCAGGGCCAGACAGAGAGUUGGAGAUGGUGUUGCUAAUUGGUUGAGCGGGAUGUUCGAGGGGAACGAAUCCGCACAAGCUGCUCUCAGACCGAUGUUCUCGAGAUUUGAUUACUAUCUUUGCAAAUGCUUCUUCGAUAUCAGGACCGAUGAACUGUUCGAUAUAAUUGUUGAUUUCCCUGACUCCAUGGCUGCCUUAGAAGAUCUCAAGGAAUGCUUGUUCAAAGUUGACCAACGACUCGAAUUAGUCAAUAAGCUCAACGCGGCCAACUUGAAACGUCUUUUACAUCCUGGAGCAGAGACCAAACUAGUAUUAUCAAUAUACAUAUCCACUAUCCGAUCGUUAAGGAUAUUAGAUCCACAAGGCGUAUUGUUACAUAAAGUGGCUACUCCCAUCCGAAAACAUCUAAGAGAACGAUCAGAUACGACCAAAUGUAUUGUCAGUGCCUUGGUGGAAGGUGAAGAGCUGGGCGACGAAAAUGAGAAUGCGGGAUUGAUAAGGGAUGGUGCUGAAGAUGGGAUGGAGAUUGAAGAUUGGUCAGAUCCUAAAUGGGAUCCUGAACCUGUUGAUGCUGCUCCAGAAUUCAGAUCAGGUAAAGCAGGUGAUAUAGUCUCGACACUCGUUAGUAUCUAUCAAACUCGGGAGGUGAUCGUCAAAGAACUCCAAGUAUUGUUGGCGACCAGAUUAUUAGCUGUGAGAGAUUACGAUGCGGUGAAAGAGAUUCGAAUUAUCGAAUUAUUGAAAUUGCGAUUCGGUGAACAAGCUCUACAGAUCUGCGAUGUCAUGUUGAAAGAUAUGGCGGAUUCGAAGAGGAUAGAUGAUCAUGUUCAAGGUGAUAUUCAGUCAACUGUUCAUCCUUUGGUCAUAUCCAAGAUGUUCUGGCCGAAUGUACCUGGAACUUCUUUAUGUCUUCCACCAAAAUUGUUCAGAGCACAACAAGAAUAUGAAUCUGCUUUCCAUCAUUUCAAACCCGACAAACACCUUCGAUUCCUCCAAUCUCUCGGUACGGUGCAUAUGUCCAUCGAGCUGGAAGAUCGAGUGGUCGAAGUGGAAGCGAACCCCAUCCAAGCUUCCAUCAUUGAAUUAUUUGAAGCCCGAGAUAUAUUGACUGUAGGAGAAAUCAAGGAAAAAUUGCAGAUUAUCGAGAAGUUGAUCAAAGAUGGGUUGGGGUGGUGGAAGGAAAAGGGUGUAGUGAGAGAGGAAGGAGACGGAUGGAAGUUGUUGGAAAUUGCCGAAGAGGAGGAGUAG
Messenger RNA from Kwoniella mangroviensis CBS 8507, 1977 nucleotides. RefSeq lists its product as uncharacterized. The coding region runs from base 1 to 1977 and encodes 658 amino acids. NCBI's taxonomy places the organism in Eukaryota, Fungi, Basidiomycota, Tremellomycetes, Tremellales, Cryptococcaceae. Gene Ontology annotation, biological process: protein K11-linked ubiquitination; ubiquitin-dependent protein catabolic process; metaphase/anaphase transition of mitotic cell cycle. Gene Ontology annotation, molecular function: ubiquitin protein ligase binding. The transcript has 13 exons. The record is from RefSeq and is a predicted model, not a curated record. Gene Ontology annotation, cellular component: anaphase-promoting complex.